AUGAAUUUAGUAUAUUUAUUUCGUGGAUACCGGCGUAGUGAGCCUACAACUCUCUUGGUAUUAAAACUUUUUAUAAUGAUUAUACUUGUAGCAUGUUUUACGGGCUAUCUCGCUAUUGUAAUAAUUGAUGUAACCCAAGAUGUUCCAAUUAUCAGAACUUCUUUUGUUUCUUCUCCUAUUCGACCUCCAAUUCUCUUAUUUAAGUCUGAUUAUAAUUUCACGGUAGACGUUUGUCAUGAAGGAUAUACUAAUGAUGAUUUUCAAAAUACAGUGGUAGAUUGCAUGGCAGAUAUUAUUCAACCUGAUGAAAAAUAUGGACCAUCCCUUCUUUAUUAUGGAAUUUAUAAGCCAUCACAAAAUGUCUUUUUUUAUAAAGAUACUAAUGGCUCAAAUGAGAUGAAUAGUAUAAUUAUCUUUCUUACCAUAAGUGAUAGUAAUUACACAUCUGAUAGAGUUCGAAUGAUUGAAAUGAGUGCUUUUGACCCAGAAAAUUCAGUUGAUAAAUGGAUAAUUGAUGGUAUCAAGGAAAAGAAACUUUUUAAUGAAGAUAAUAAAUUAACUUCAUUGAGUGAUGAUAAUUCAGUUGAUUUGGACACAUAUGGUCUGUUUUUCCAAUUUAGAUAUGCUCGCAAAAUCAAGGAGGUUAUAAAACCAAGUUGGAUGAACGAUUUUGGUAUUCCGCCAACAUAUGAAAACAAAUCAUAUAUUGAAUCUACCUUAUUGUCAAGUUCUUUACCCAUGAAUACAAGUUUAGAUAGGCCAUUGAUAUCGAUUUAUAUAAUUCCCAACAGCAAUACUAUUCAAAUAGACAGAGAAGUUAGAGCUCGUACAUACUUAAAUGGCAUGGGCUUAGUAGGAGGUGCAUGGGGAUUGGCAGCAGCAAUAUAUGCAUGGCUUUUUGGCGCGGACGCAUUACGACCAUGGGGGAUUGUGCAAUUGGGUUGCUGCGGAUUUCCACGCUCAACACAAAAAAAGCUCGAAAAAACCCUUCCGCUAAUUCCAUUUUUUGAUACAUCACGUACCGAUACUAAAGAUCAUCUUUCAAAUCACGGUCUUUCAUUAGCUGAGAAAAUUGAAUUAAUACCGUUAUUACAAUCAAGAAUUGAUAGUUUAGAAUUGUUUUUACAAGAAUAUGUCGUUGAUGUAAAUUAUUUAAAUGGUAUUCGGAAUAAACUAUCUAGAUCUAGAGCGACUCUGAAUUCUACAAUUGAUACCAUGAAUAAUCUUAACAAUCAAGUGAUACAAGAUAUGAGAGUAAGAUUUGAUAAUACGAAUUCAAUGUACACACCGAUUUCUGCUAGAGCUGCGCAGCAACAACAAGAAGGUUUAAUGGUUACAGUUCCAACACAAUCUAAUAUUUCUGAUACAAAUAAUACUUUGUAUGAUAAUAAUCUAAGACAACAAAACCCUUUAUCUCAGCAGCAACAACAAUAA
Molecule: messenger RNA, 1434 nt
Organism: Rhizophagus irregularis DAOM 181602=DAOM 197198
Lineage: Eukaryota; Fungi; Glomeromycota; Glomeromycetes; Glomerales; Glomeraceae
Source: RefSeq, a predicted model, not a curated record